Molecule: messenger RNA, 780 nt
Organism: Phycomyces blakesleeanus NRRL 1555(-)
Lineage: Eukaryota; Fungi; Mucoromycota; Mucoromycetes; Mucorales; Phycomycetaceae
Exons: 3
Coding region: 1-780 (259 amino acids)
Source: RefSeq, a predicted model, not a curated record
AUGAAGCAAACAGCCAGAGCAAGCACGCGCAAUCUGCAACUGCGUCAGGAUCUAAUGAUCCAGAUGUUGAUGUAUCAUCAAGCAGUUCUGCAGAGGAGACUUUGCGAAAGGCUCAAAAAUUGGGACAUGGCUAGAGAGAUUGCACUAAUGCAAUUGAUCUACAAUUGUUGCCCUUUUGCCAAUAAUCAUGGCAACAAGUCCUUGGCAUGGAAUGAGAUUACAGCCAACAUAAACAGUAUUAAGCAAACUCAUCUGCACCCACUUACAGCAAAGGAUGCCAGAGCAAGAAAGAAUUUGCUGUUCAAGAAGUUGAAUCUGGUCGUCAACAAAGACAAUGAGAGAUUCUUGCCUGUGUCCAACCCACACAUUCCAGAGAACCUCCAAAGACUGGUAUACGAUGUAUACACAGCCAUAUCCAUUGCAACAUAUGGCCGGGAAAACUUAAGCAGUGAUGACAACAGCUCUGACUCUGUCUCUGACUCUGACUCUGACAUCUCUUAUGGCAGAAAAAAUUCCCAAUCUGCAAGCACAACCAACGAGUCUGUGAGCCUUUUGAAGCAACAGUUGGACAUUCUUCAACAACAACAGCACACCAACAAUCUUGUACUGGAGGAGUUGAAGAAAAUAAGUUGGUCAAAUGCAGUUCUUGCUGAAUCAAAUCAGGCAAUUGCUGAUUCGAAUAAGGCUAUUGCCAAAUCUAAUUCAGCUCUUGCUAAAUCUCUUUCAACAAUUGCUGACUCUAUUUCUGCCUUUGUUGAAUCUUAUAAAAAUAACAAGUAA